UCUAUAAUGAGCUUAUUUAGAUCAGAAUAGAUGGAAUUCUAUAAUUUGGUGAUUCCUCGUGAGUCAGCAUGGGAUGUAAUGAACACAUUAGGAUAUUUUGAUAGCGUUCACAUAAUUGAUUAUGAUUCAACAUUACCUUAGAUAAAUAGGCCAUUUUCAAAUUAUGUGAAGAGGUAUUACAUUUAGAGAUUAAAGAUGUGAUGAUGUACUUUAGAAGAUUGGAUAGAUAGAUGGAGAGAUGAGUAAUUUUAAGAUAGAUAAGAUUUAUUGUCCAGAUGUAAUAGAUUUAUUGGAGAAGAGAAAUGGAGGUCAUAAAUAAUUUGAGGAAUUAGAGUAGGAGGUAUGUAAAGUGGCAGAUGAUUUGGAACAUCAAUAAUAGACAUUGAAUAGUUUAUAAGAGAAGAAAAAUACAAUAAGAGAGAAUUUGGAAGUGUUAAGAAAUGCAGUAGCAUUUUAGAAUGAGGAUUCAGAAGAGGCAAGUUUAUUAGGAUUUUAAAAGAUGGUUGGAGUAAUAUAAAAGGAAGAUGAAUUAAGAUUUAAAAGGAUAAUAUUUAGGAUAACAAAGGGUAAUAUUCAUGUUGAGAUGAUGGAUAUUUAAGAGCAUUUUAUAUAAUAGGAUAAAAGAACUGUUUAAAAAUGUGUAUUUAUGUUAUUUUAUCCUUGUGGAGAUUUAACUUAAAAGAAAAUUUAGAGAGUGAUUGAAUCAUUUUCAUGUAACAGAUUUGAUAUUCCAAUAUCACCAGAAUAACAUGCUUAACGAAUUAAUUAAUUGGAAAAUUAAUUAACUGAAGCAGAUUAAUUAUUACAUUUGACUAUAGCUUAAAUGAACAAGAGACUGUAGGGUUUAGCAGAAGUCAAACAUAAUUGUUCAUGGAUUGAAGAAGUGAGAAUUUUAGCAACCAAAGAAAAAUACUUGUACAUGAAUUUAAAUAUGUUAAAUAUGACAAACUCUGUAUUCCAUGGAUAAAUAUGGUUACCUUAAGGUUAAGAUUAAAAAAUUUAAUAAGCUCUACGAAACUUACAUGGUAAUGAUAAAUAAUUACCUAGUGGUUAAAUAUAGGAAUGCUAAACUUAAUUAACUCCUCCUACUUAUUAUAAAUUAAAUACAUUUACAUAUCCAUUUUAAGAAAUUGUUAACACAUAUGGAAUUCCUAGAUAUAAGGAGAUUAAUCCAGGAUUAUCAACAAUAAUAACAUUCCCAUUCUUAGUUGGUGUUAUGUUUGGUGAUGUUGGUCAUGGGUAUAAUUUAUUAAUUUAUUAAGAGUUUGUUAUUAUUUGUUUGUGGAUUGUAUUUGACAAGUGAAGAUGCAAGAAAAUCUGUCUUUGCAGGAUUAGUACCUAUGAGAUAUAUGAUUCUAUUAAUUGGAUUCUUUGCAACAUAUAAUGGACUAAUUUAUAAUGAUUUUCUUUCUAUGGGUUUAAAUUUAUUUGGAAGCUGUUACUAAUUGGUUGAUGGAGAAUAUCAAUUAUAAUAAGAUUGUGUGUAUAAGUUUGGUAUUGAUCCAGCAUGGGGUUCAUCUGCAAAUCAAUUAACAUUUAUGAACUCAUUUAAAAUGAAACUAGCAGUAAUCAUUGGAGUUAUACAUAUGACCUUUGGUAUUAUUUUGAAAGGCUUUAAUACAUUACACUUUAAUAAUUACAUUGAUUUCUUUUGUGAAUUCAUUCCGUAAUUUCUUUUGAUGAUUUGCAGCUUUGGUUAUAUGGAUUUCUUAUUAUUUUUAAAAUGGAGCACUAAAUUUGAAGAUACUAAGGAUGCUCCAAGUGUUAUAACAACUAUGAUAGAUAUGGUACUUAAACCCUUUGAUAUCCCUGAAAAACCUUUGUUUGAAUCGGGUGAGUAGUAGAGAUCAAUUUAACUUCUAUUAUUGACUAUCAUAAUAUUUUGUGUACCAGUUAUGUUGAUUACUAAACCAUUAAUUUUUAGUUUAAGCAAAAAGAAUAAUUAGUAUCAAUAGAUACCAUCACAGAACCCUGAUGAUGAUGCUAAUCAUGAAUAAUUACAAAAUGAUAUGCAAAAAGAUUAAUCAUAAUAAUAAAGUAGAGUAAGUAUUUAAUAACAUCAUGAACAUGAUGAUAUCAGUGAAUUGAUUGUUCAUUAAUGUACGAAUAUUAUUUAAUAUUUAUAGCUAUUGAAACAAUCGAAUUUGUAUUGGGAAGUGUUAGUAAUACAGCCUCUUAUUUAAGAUUAUGGGCAUUAUCCUUAGCUCAUUCAUAAUUGGCUGAAGUAUUCUUUUCCAUGACUAUCGCAGGCCAUGUAGGUCAAGGAGGAUUCUUUGGAACAAUUGGAGUAAUAUAAUCAAUUUUAUGUUUAUAGUCAAUUGUAUAAUUCCCAGGAUUUGCUCUAGCCACUUUCGGAGUCUUAAUGUGUAUGGAUCUUAUGGAAUGUUUCUUACAUGCUCUUCGAUUGCAAUGGUAUUUAAUUUUUUGAUUAACUAGGGUUGAAUUCUAAAGCAAAUUUUAUAAAGCUGAUGGAUAUCUGUUUAAAGCUUAUUCAUUCAAAAAUAUAAAAAACAAAGAAAAAGAAGAUUGAUG
This is a messenger RNA of Paramecium sonneborni, 2532 nucleotides long. Lineage: Eukaryota; Ciliophora; Oligohymenophorea; Peniculida; Parameciidae. The record is from the annotation of a GenBank genome assembly.